Molecule: messenger RNA, 582 nt
Organism: Umbelopsis ramanniana AG
Lineage: Eukaryota; Fungi; Mucoromycota; Umbelopsidomycetes; Umbelopsidales; Umbelopsidaceae
Exons: 2
Coding region: 308-484 (58 amino acids)
Cellular component (GO): periplasmic space
Molecular function (GO): lyase activity
Source: RefSeq, a predicted model, not a curated record
GUCCUAUGAACGCAGCGUUUAUCUACUUUACUUAGUGCGUCUUAAAUAUAGCCGUUACCUACAAGAAAAUACUUCCUCCAAGUGGCGAUGCUCACGACUAUUAUAGCUAUCGGAUCCAGUAAGCACUAGUUUUCUUGUCAUCGCCAAUCGGAGGCUACUCAACUUGAAUUUCAUAUGUAGCUGGUGGCCGGCAUGCCCGCAAAAUGCAACCGUCAAAGAUCCAACCCACGAAUGUCCCUAUAAAUCAAUACGCGGACAGGUGAAUCCCGACGUCCACGACAUUGGGGAUCACCAGCAGCUACAGAAGAUGGCAGUAGACGUGAUGACUCUUGCAGUAGCUUGGAGUCUUCUUGAUGAGGAUCGAUUUGCAGUCAGAGCAGCUAUGCUACUUCGAACAUGGUUUAUCGAUCCUGAAACAAGAAUGAAUCCCAAUGCUGCUUUCGCCCAGACAACGCGAGGACCCGGCGAAUGGACAGGCAGGUAAUGUAUAAGCAGCUGUCAGCUCUUCGAUGGUCCGUCAUAGACUAAAAUGGAUACCUGAACAGCGGGUCAGGUAUUUUCGAUUUACGGUAUUUGCUGGAG